AUGCGUCUCGCGUUGGCUCUUCUGGUGCUGAUCGCCCUGAUCGUGGUGGCCUCUCAGGCUCAAAACAAGCAGAGACGCUCCCAGGCCAGGGCCUUGAGCCGUGCCACGCCUCGUCAGGCGCGUGCCAGGGCAAGCAGCAGUGUCAGGGCCGGCACCAGCAAUGUGCGCCGGCGAUCGGUGAGCGGACGUCGCGCCAGGGCAACAGGAAACACCCAAGGCAAAUCGGUGAUAAUCAUCAACGGCUCCAACGGCUCCAGCAGCAGCAGCAGUAGCAGUAGCAGUAGCAGCUCCACGCCCUCCUCCCGCUGUGUGAGCACCACCAGCAGCUGCUUUGCCACCUCCCACGUCUGCGGGCGGUGGAGCAGGACACGCCGGUGCCACCGGUUCAAGAACCGCUGCCUACUGGAGCGAGCCAAUUGCCGGACAAGUGUCUCGAGUUGGAAUGUGGUCAAUCUGGGCAAUUGUACGAGUAUUACGGUCAAUCAGACGGGAACCUGCAUCAGCACUUUCUCCUCAUCUUCGUCCUCGUCUUCGAGCUCAGCGUCUACUGGUGGCUGGGCCAGCAUUCUGUCGUCUAUUUUGGGCUCCUCAUCUUCGUCGUCGAGCAUAACGCCCAUAAUUAUAAGAACGGGUUAG
Drosophila persimilis is the source of this 636-nucleotide messenger RNA. RefSeq lists its product as uncharacterized. Lineage: Eukaryota; Metazoa; Arthropoda; Insecta; Diptera; Drosophilidae. The coding region runs from base 1 to 636 and encodes 211 amino acids. The record is from RefSeq and is a predicted model, not a curated record. The transcript has 2 exons.